Messenger RNA from Megalobrama amblycephala (Wuchang bream), 1200 nucleotides. RefSeq names its product hepatocyte cell adhesion molecule-like. The coding region runs from base 367 to 1200 and encodes 277 amino acids. NCBI's taxonomy places the organism in Eukaryota, Metazoa, Chordata, Actinopteri, Cypriniformes, Xenocyprididae. The transcript is spliced from 4 exons. The record is from RefSeq and is a predicted model, not a curated record.
AGGUGAAAUUUGCGAUGAAAUUAAGGCUAAAAAUGAAUACACGUAUAAUGUUGAAAGAUCCCGCUGUCAGACUGUUUGGAAAUUCACACAUAAACAUAAAGACAUGAUAUCACAGCAUAGAACAGACAACUGUUUAGACCAAUGAGCAUUAAGCUGUGACGUCAUCAAGUGGUUUCUCAAAGUAGCAGAUGAUUCACUCCUCCACUUCACAACAGACCUGCAGCACUGACUGUCCCUUCAGCUCUUCUGUCGCUGUUUACCAAACAUUCAAAUGUAUUAUUACAUUUAUGUUUUUUUGUUGUUUAAAUGUAGCAUUUAUGAACUUGAGAAAUUAGGAACUGUUGUAAUUUGAAACCGUUCACCAAAAUGCCAAAAAAUAUAAAUCACAUGGACAUGUUUAUAUUCAUCUGUUUGUUCUUAUGGAGUCUGAAUGGUGUGUUUGUUGCUGAUGCAGUGAAGUCAGAGUCAGUGACUGAGGGAGAAUCAGUCGCUCUGAACUCUAGUUUCACUCAAAUACACAGAGAUGAAGAGAUCGACUGGAAGUUUGGGGACUUUCUCAUAGCUAAAGUGAAGAAAAACAAAGAGAGCAAGUUUUAUGGUGAUAAUGCUGAAGGGAGAUUCAGAGACAGACUGAAACUGGAUCAUCAGACUGGAUCUCUGACCAUCAUCAACAGCAGAACCACAGACUCUGGACUUUAUACAGUCUCCAGCAUCAGAACAGACAUGACGAUCAACACGAUCAAUCUCACUGUCUAUGCUCGUCUGCCUGUUCCUGUCAUCAGCAGUAACUCUUCAUCAUCAUCAUCAGGAUCAUCAGAGCCCAGAUGUGUGUUUCUGUGUUCAGCUGUGAAUGUGAGUCAUGUGACUCUCUCCUGGUUCAAAGGAAACAGUGUAUUCUCCAGCGUCAGAGUGUCUGAUCUCAGCAGCCGGUCUGAUCUUCUUCUCCAUCUGGAGUGUGUGGAUGAUUCCUACAGCUGUGUGCUGAACAAUCCCAUCAGAAACCAGACUCAACACCUCAACAUCACUGAACUCUGUCACACAUGUGCUGCAGCCACAGAGGCUCUGAAGGGAAGUGCUCUAGAGGAGCUUAUUAUUCACUCUGAGUUUCACUACAGACCCACAGCACUGUCCUCUCCUGAUCUACUGACACUUUCAGACUUUAUUAGACCAUUUCUGCUGGGAUUUCCUUUUCUGAUCUAG